AUGGAUGCAUGGAUCACAAGGAAAAAAGUGAAAGGUGAUGACGAAAAAGAAGAAGUAAGCGGAAAGUGGACUAAAGUCGGUAAUGAUUUGUUCAUAUUCAAUUGUGAUCGAAUGGAACAUCGCUCGAAAAUUGCUGGUUUUGAUUUAGACGGCACAAUCAUUACAACAAAAUCUGGCAAAGUUUUUCCAGUUGACGAAUUCGACUGGCAAUUGCUGUGUUCUGAAAUACGUGGAAAACUGAAAGGUUUACACGAGGAUGGCUAUAAAAUCGUUUUUUUCACAAAUCAAAAAGGAAUUCAGUUGGGUCGUUUGGAUGCGAAUUCGUUCAAACGAAAAGUAGAAGCGAUUCUCGCAAAGUUAUCCAUUCCCAUACAGGUAUUCGUGUCGAUUGGUACGUUGAAAUAUCGUAAGCCAUAUACGGGCAUGUGGGACUAUAUGGAGAAGAAUGGGAAUGGUGAUGUGAAUAUUGACCUUAAAGAGUGCUUUUAUGUCGGUGAUGCGGCUGGACGUCUUGCAAACGCUGUAGUUGACUUGUUUGAAAAUAGCAUUCUAAUUCUCAUCACUGACGCGAUAAUGCCAAAUCCAAGGCAAGAAGUGCUCGUAUUGGUUGGGUAUCCGGGAUGUGGUAAGAGUAAAUUCGCGAAGAAAUUACAACAAGAAUACGAUUACGGCAUUGUGAACCGAGAUACAAUGAAAACAUGGCAAAAAUGUGUUCAAAAUGCCAAAAUCUAUGUUCAAAAAGGGAAGAGUGUUGUUGUUGAUAACACGAAUGGUGAUAUUGAGUCGAGGAAGAGAUAUAUAAAUCUGGCCAAGUCACAGAAUGUUGAUUGUCGAUGCUUUGUGUUCACAUGUGGAUUAGAACAAGCAUCGCAUCACUGCAAAUAUCGCAUUAUCAUUGGCACCGAUGCGUUGCACGAAGAAGUCAGCACAAUGGUACUUCGUAUGUUCAAAUCCAAAUACCAGGAACCAACAACGGAUGAGGGCUUCUCAUCUGUCGUUAAAGUGAAUUUUGUACCAGAUGUAAUUAUUCUUUUGCUGGAGUAA
Molecule: messenger RNA, 1044 nt
Organism: Anisakis simplex (herring worm)
Lineage: Eukaryota; Metazoa; Nematoda; Chromadorea; Rhabditida; Anisakidae
Source: the annotation of a GenBank genome assembly